This is a messenger RNA of Elgaria multicarinata webbii, 7641 nucleotides long. It is a transcript of the gene CTBS, whose product is annotated as chitobiase. The record is from RefSeq and is a predicted model, not a curated record. NCBI's taxonomy places the organism in Eukaryota, Metazoa, Chordata, Lepidosauria, Squamata, Anguidae. Gene Ontology annotation, biological process: chitin catabolic process; oligosaccharide catabolic process. The transcript has 7 exons. Bases 113 to 1231 code for a protein of 372 amino acids. Gene Ontology annotation, molecular function: chitinase activity; chitin binding.
UAAGCUCCCACCUUCUCCGCUAGGGAAGAACCGCGCAAGUUCUUCCCUAACGCUGGAGGCGACGAUCAGGAGCGCGCGCCGGGACACCGCUGGAGCAGCCGAUUCGAAAGGCAUGGAAGGACUGCUAGGCGGCGGCGGGCGCGCGCGCCUCUUCCUCGCGCCCCCCCUCCUCCUCGCCCUGCACCUGCGAUUGGGCUCCGGCGCGUGCCCAUGCCAGGACCCCGCGCUCUGCAGCCCGAUCACGGCCACCAGGGACUUCGAGGUCUUCAUAUUUGAUGUUGGUGGAAAGGACUGGAAGUUCUACAACUGGACACAAAUUACAACAGUGGCAACUUUUGGAAAAUAUGACCCUGAUCUUAUGUGUUAUGCCCAUUCAAAAGGAUCCAGGGUAGUAUUAAAAGGAGAUGUAUCUGUGAAGGCAAUUGUUGAUCCUGCCGUCAGAAAAGCCUGGAUAAACCAACAGGUAGACCUGGCCAAAACACAGUAUAUGGAUGGAAUCAAUAUAGACAUUGAGCAAGAGGUUAUUCAGUUUUCAGAUGAAUACUAUGCAUUAACAGCUUUGGUUAAAGAAACAACGGAAGCUUUUCACAAAGAAAUUCCAGGAUCACAGGUAACUUUUGAUAUAGCCUGGACUCCGGAAUGUAUAGACAAAAGAUGUUACAACUACACUGGGAUCGCUGACUCUUGUGAUUUUGUGUUUGUGAUGUCUUAUGAUGAGCAGAGUCAAGUGUGGACAGAAUGCAUAGCAAGAGCUAAUGCUCCAUACAACCAGACAUUAGCUGGAUAUGACCGUUACAUUUGCAUGGGCAUUGAUCCAAAGAAGCUUGUGAUGGGCAUUCCAUGGUAUGGCUAUGAUUAUACCUGUUUAAACUUAUCAAAGGACCACGUUUGUUCCAUUUUAAAAAUCCCUUUCCGAGGGGCUCCAUGUAGUGAUGCAGCUGGACGUCAAUUCCCUUAUAAAAUAAUAAUGGAUCGGGUAAAUAGUUCUCUUUCUGGAAUCCUGUGGGAUGAACAACAGAAAGCUCCAUAUUUAGAAUACAAGGAUUCACGUGGUGCUUUCCAUCAAGUGUGGUUUGACAAUCCCAGGAGCAUUUCUCUGAAGGCAGCCUAUGUGAAAGAACAUGGCUUGAGGGGGAUCGGUAUGUGGAAUUCAAAUUGCCUUGACUACUCUGGCGGGUCUGUCGCCCAAGAGCAAACAGAAGCAAUGUGGAAUGCCUUGACACCAAACUGACUUCAUGAGAAGGUGUACUGCUCAACUUAUAUAUAUUUUUUCAAAUGUGUAUUAUUUUAAAUUACAGCGUAUUAAUUUUCCAUUUAAUAUAUUCCUAUCAACAAAUAAAAUUAGUUUCAAAUAGUGUAACAUAUAUUUAUUUUUUCAGAUCUGACAUGUAGCAGCAAAAGCUUUAAACCUGGAGAGGUAAUAGCAUGGCCACCAGCGGGCUGGGACGAGGAGACAAGAUGGACUGUGCUGCAAAGGACACUGGGAUAUGGGAAGGGAGUGGGCUGGAGGUGGGGAAUAAGCCACACAAAGCCGCCGCUCGCCUGACGGUCUGUUGGGAGUAACGUGGGUUGGCGAGCAAACAGCCAACCCACCGUAGCUGAUCCUCCAGGGACUUCAUGGACUCUGACUGAAGUAUUCUGAUUGUUGUGAACUUCACGUUGCUACAAGUAGAGUUUCCCCUUAGAUUUAAAAUAUGUAUUCUAAGAAAGCAAAGGGCAGUGAUUUUUUACUCAGGACGGAUAAUACCCAUUCCCAAGCUGCACAUAAAAACACCAUGCACUGUUUUCUGCAUUACAGCAGUCCAAAGAACUGCAAGGCAGGGGAGAGACUGUUCUGGUUAAUCAGUCACCAUUUCCAUAGCCUAGAUCAAAGAGCGUAAUUGAUGUGCUUACCUUACAUGUGUACUGCCGAGCUUGGCCACAGAUACCUCUCCAAAUUGAAUCAAUCUGAAAGUUACUAUUUUUUAUUCCAUGUGUAACAUUGCAGUUCGUUUUUAUCAGUUUAGCUGAAAACAUAAUAUUGGCAUAGGAACAGAGGAAGCUGUCUUCUACUGAGUCUGAUCAUUGGUCCAUAUAGCUCAAUAUUGCCUAGGCCAGGGGUGGUCAACUUGGGCAGGUUGUGUGGGGCACACUGACCCCUGUGAACCCGAUGGGGGCCUCCUGCCUAAGUGACCGUGCUACUGCUGGAAGAGGCCACAACAGUGGAAUCCCUGUGAUUCUGCUAGGAAACAAGGUGCAUGCCUUGUUUCCAACAGAAUAGGGCUCCUGAUGGCCACCCACCAGGAGCCCCAUUUUGCUCCCCACGCGCCAUGUUUCCCAGAAGAAUCGCUGGGAUUUCAGCAGCAUGAGGACAGUGGCAACCAGGGGAAGGGCACACAAACAGCCAUUGCGAGCCACAUGUUGGCCAACCUCUGGUCUACAGGGAGUGGCAGCAGAUCUCCCAGGUUUCAGACAGAAGUUUUUCCAGCCCUACCUGGAGAUGACAGGGACUGAUCCUGGGAUGGAAAAGAAGCUACAGCCCUUCUCUGAAGAUGUUUAUACCUUAUGGUUUUCUCACAUAUCCCCCAAAUGGUUUCAAAUGUUCUUAAAGUAUCAAAUGAUCCAUUCAUGUGACAAAACAAAGGCUUGACAAGGUGAACUUGCUCGCUUUUAAAAUGGAAACACAUUUUUGCUAUCUGUCAACUUUAAACUUUACAGUGACGUAUUUUUGGAUACCAAAUGCAGAGGGUCCAGGAAUCGCAAAUCUCCCUAAACUUGCAAAGUUUGACUGCUUCCUGCUUGCUGAUAAAUCCCCCCCUUUACAAAAGAAGCCCCUCCUCCUGGCACCAUUUCUCUCAAACUACAAAGUCUGGAACAGAUGUGGAAGCACCAAGUGACACUAGGGGGAGCCCAUAGUCCUAUGAUGGACACACGCCACCCAUCUGCUGCUUCCAGCUUCACUUGCAAGCAAUGUUUGUUUUAAUGCUGUUAGAUGGGUCUGAAUUCAACUGAGUUGGAAGAGGGACUAUGGGAGCAACGUUACUAGGUUUAGCCAGGGCUGGUCCUAGGAAGAGGAAUGCCUUUGAUGCCCCCUACUGAAGUCUAUUUUGCAGGGCCAACCAGAGGGUUUAUGGGCUCUGAUGCAAGUGUAAUGUCCAUCGAAAACGACGUUGCUCAAAACCUUAUCUCUUAGCAAGCAUGUUACAGUUUGUUCAAGUCAAAGUUCAAAAAGCCACAUUCUGAGCAGUAGCGGUGCACUAUGCAACAAAACAGAUGUAUCAGAGGUUUCACUUACCUGUUUUGUAGCAGUUCCUACCUUUUAGUAUUGGGCAAAACACGGGAUACUACUACUACUACUACUACUACUACUACUACUAAUAAUAAUAAUAAUAGCACAACACAAUCUGUGGGUAAUUGGCAGCAUAGUAUAAAAUGAAAUGCUUUGAAUUAAAAACAAUAUAUAAUGCUUUCUUUGGAAUUGAAGGGAAAUGCAUCUAAGGACUGAGCUGCACGGCUUGUCAUGCACUAACAUAGGAAGUUGAAAUAUACCAAGUCAGAUCAUGGUUCCAUCCGGACCAGUAUUGUCAAUACUGUCUCCUAGUGGCUCUCCAGGGUUUCGGGCAGAAGUUUUUCCAGCCCUACGUAGAGAUGGUGGUGACUGAACCUGUGACUUGCUGUAUGCAAAACUUGUGCCCAACUACUGAACCACACAGCCCAUCUCACUAAUUCAAUUGCUGCUCACCAGCCAAACACAACAACCCAUAGCUGAGCUCCAAAAAUCUCUUGAUUUUAUGCCUGCCUGAACUUCAAGGAGGUUGUCAAAUAUCUGGCAGGCUACAAUGCAUUAUUUUCAGUGUUCUUGCUGUUGUUUCAUUUUUAAUAAUGGCUUGCUGUUUUUAAUGGGUUUUUUUGUGGUUUCAUUGUUUUGAUUGUUGUGUGCCACCUUAUACUGACAGAAAGGCAGUAGAAAAAUACAACCAAUCAAUCAAUAAUUGGGGACUGCAUGUUUGUGAAGUUAGUUGCAAUAAAGUACUUUGUCUAGCCAGAACUAUUCACUCAAGCCCUAUUCUGAUGUUAUUUCUUCACAUGUUCAAAGAACUCAAGGAGGGGGAAAGGAGCCAUGCAAGACACCCCAUUCUCAACAUUCCUCUUGAGUCCAUACCUGCCUAUCCACAUUGAGCAGAGGGUCUGAAGGAAUAUUCUUCAUGUUUUUCACUGAAUAUGCUUAGUAUCCUCCCUGUGAUCAGGAACAUGCAAAUAAAAAUAUAUGCUCGUAACAAUAUAAAGACAAUUGCAUAGACUUAAUUUUAAAUUAGCAGAAUCAAGGACCACCAUUUGCAAUCAUCUUAAGCUUAAUUUUUAAAAUGACAUUUAAAAAAAUUGCAACCUUCUAGGUAAUGUUGACAUUACGCCUUUUGAGACAUAAUAGCGCCACAUCCAAACGCCCAAGUAGGAUGCCAAAAUAGGCUGAAUCAAUUUUGCUCUCCCCACCCCAUUAGAAUGACAGUAAAACAUUGUAUAUAUCAAUGUUUCAAUAUCCCAGAAUCACAAAGGCAGAGUCUUAAAGCGAAGGAUAAUCCUCCAUACUGGCCUUCAAGCAAUUGGAACUGUGCACAUUAAGCCUUACUAAUGUGAAAUUACUAUGGAAGAAUCCAAUUCUGUAAAUACUGAAUGCUUUGCAAUAUGUCAGAAAAUGUCAGCUAAUAAAACAAACAUAGCUCUUGUCAACUGGUUAUGUCCUGAAUUCUCUGCCUAAUUAAAGUUACAACGUGCAAUCACUCCAUUCUAAGCUCAAAUGUUGGUAAAAAAACACACCAACCAAGCCAGUACAGCAACUGAAGAACAGCUUUCCCUCCACCUAAAUGUUAUUCUACUGUAACGUGGCCUAAAAUUAUAUAUUAGAUCCCUUCAUGGAGUCAAGGAAAUCUCCCAUUUAUAUGCAAAUCCUGAAGCUUACUGAAUAUUCUAUGAGGACUCAAAUAAAUGGGAACUUGAUGUCAGUAUUUCUUCUUAAAAGCACAAAAUUUGAUUUAUUAAAAUGAUGGAAGCCUUUACAGAUCAUUUUGUGGGGAUUUUUUUUAAAAGUGUGAUUUAUGAAUGGAGUAGAUUUAACUUCCGCAAUUAAGGCCCCUAAUCUGUGAUAGCUUUAUCAUGUCUGUUUUGCAUACCUUGGCAGAAUCCUGAGACUAUGGUGUUCUCGAAGAAGACUUUGGCCUAAUCUACAUCAAGCAAGAUAUUGCACUAUGAAAGUGGUAUAUAAAAGGCAGGAGCCACACCAAGAAGGAUAUAGUGGUAUGAAAGCGGUGUAUAGUAUGUGUCAAUAGGCCCCAGCAGUUGUCAGUGCACUUCAAUAUAGCUAUAAAGCAGUAAUGUGGCUCCUGGCUUCUAUAUACCACUUUCAUACCACAUUCAUAGUGCAAUAUCCUGCUCUGUGCAGAUUAGGCCCUUAUCAGGGAUCCCCUUUUACUAGGUCAUUGUGAUGGUAAACUGUCACAGAGAUUACAACUUUAUCCUAAAUUAACUCUUCAAAAAGCCAUUGCACAAGCUCCUCAGUUGAAGCUGUUCAAGAAGUAGCAAAAGGAAGCUAAGAACCCACUCAAGCUCAGUAGGAUCCAAUUGAAAUGCUAUACAUGUAAAAGAAAGCAAUCAAAAGCAAAAUACAGGUCCACACAGAGCAAAUGCAAGGAGUGGUCUCAACAUCAUUCAUCUCAACAAAAAACCUUGAUUUAUAGGGUAAAGAAGUGGCUCUCAAAAAGCAUAGAAACAAACACAGUUUAUUGCUAGACUUUGGUUUACUGGGCCAAAUUAUUUAACCACCCUAAAUAAUUUGAUGUCAUCAGCUAACUUGUCCUCCCACUUCCAAUUCCAGAUCUCAUAUAGUUUAAAAGCACUGGUCGCAGUACAGAUCCUUGAGGAAUUAACAUCUUUCUAUUCUGAGAACUGUCCAUUUAUUCCUACUUUCUAUUCCUUUACCAAUUACCUAUCUUUCAGAGGAUACAGUAUCUCUUCUUAUCCCAUGACUGCUAAGUUUGUUCAGGAGUUGUUCACAGGAACUUUGUCCCAAAAAAUUUGAAGCUCAAAUAAACACUGCCUACCAGAUCACCCCUAUCUAGAUAUUUGCUGACACUCUCAAAGAACUCUAAAAAGUGAGUGAGGCAGGACUUUGCAGCUGCCAUGUUGAUUAUUUUUCAUUAGGACAUUUCCUUCUGUACGCCUCAUAAUUUUAUCUUUAAUAACAGUUUUCACCAAUUUAUCCAUAACAGACUUUAAUCUUACCAGUCUAUAAUUGUCUGGAAACCCCCACCCCCAUUGAACCCUUUGUAAAAGUGGCAAUCCCAGAGCCCUCAAUUUGGAAAAAUUAGGUAAACUAUGGAAAUGUGCAUAAAUCUGCACGUUUUCCUUUGGUUGCUUGGAGAUGGCAUACAUUAAAGCCACGUAUGACAGAGUCCACGGCACAUGUUUGGUUAGCUGCAGUAGUAGAAAUACCAACCAUAUACCUUGGUUCCCAUGUCACGUAGCCAUCUUAAAAUCUAUUAACACCCUGUUCUCAUGUGGGUUGUCUUUUUAAUAAGUAAAACAAAACAUUAAACACUUGGAUUUUUUUUUUUUUAAAAAAAAUGCUCUUCUACAAAGCAACAACAGCAUGUAAAUGACUUGUAGUAGUUUUAUCUUGUAUGCCUGCCUCAACAACUUUUGAAUUGUUCGUUACAAAUGGAGCUGCAGGCAUGGAAGUAAGAAUAAAAUGGAUGGAGUUUUUUUUUAAUUUUUUAUAUUAAAUUAGGAUAUGACAAUUACAGUUCCAUUGGCAUUAAUUCAAAGACGCUUAUGAUGGGUGUUCCAUGGGUACGGCUAUGAUUAUAUCUGUCUAGGCUUAUCUGCGGUAAAAGGAAAACAAGUAAUUUUCAACUGUAUUUCUGCUCAUUGUGGGUAGACUUUAUUUUUGUGGCCAUAGAUUUGACACUGAUACUUUAAUUCAAAUGUUUUUAGUCUGCAUCUGUAGUGCUUUACUGAAAUGAUCUGCCACUUCUAUACAUCUGCCCAUAGGGGCUGCUUUACUUAAACAGAACUCUAACCUUGUCAAGCAGGGGAGAGCUAUCCGGUUACACCUUCUGACAGGUUAGAAAUCUUAAGUAGCCCUUCUCUCUCUCUCUCUCUCUCUCUCUCUCUCUCUCUCCCUCCUUGUUAAAAUAGUAUGAAGAGGUAUGUUGGCCUUUCUCAGUCCUACUGGCUAAAAGGCUUGUAGAGCAGGACCACCCUGGAUUCUGCCUUCGCACUACUUGUGGGCUGCGACCAGGGCCGGAUCUACACUACUGCUUUAAAGCGUUUUAUAACAGUUAUAAAGCGCUUUAACUGCUUUAAAGCACUAUAAAACUGUUAUAAAGCGCUUUAAAGCAAUAGUGUAGAUCCGGCCCAGCACAGGGUAAAGUGAAGGGAUUGUUGAGCAGUCUUUAUUGAAAGUGAGUUACAGUCCAAUCCUGAAGCUGUGUACCUAAUUAGAAGUAAAUCCAAUUGAUUUCAAUGGUGCUUACUUGUAGCUAAGUGUGCUUCAGUUUUAGUGUCAUGGUGGAAAGCCAAGGAUGAAAUGAUUCAUUCACAUGGGGACUGUGAACCCUGUGGUGAUUUAUUUAUUUAUUGCAUUUCUAUACCGCCCAAUAGCCGAAG